UGCCAACCGAACAGUCAAAAAAGUAACUAAUCUUCGAUGGUUCGGGUAAUGAGUUUAAAACCGAAAUUUUGAUAAAAAUACUGGAAAAUAUAAAAUAAAUCCGAUAAUAUGACAAUGGGAAGAAGUUUUUCGGGGACGUACGUAGGAUAAGCGAUAACCGCCGUUCUCAAGUUUCAACGACCCCAUGCAAUCAAAUGAAGGAUUUUAAGUUAUUUUCUUGCGGAGCCGGUGUCCUUUACUAGUUAACAGGUCUUCACCCAAAAUGUUUAAUUUUUUGGAUCCCAAAUUACUACCCAAACUAAUUAGAAAACCCAUGUGCACGGACAAUUAUGAGGUAGAGAACCUUAUAAGCUCAAAACAAUUGGAAAAAAUGAAAGGAUUUAUCGCUUAUCCUUCCGUAAAACCACCGGUGGAAAUUGAGUUUGAGCUACUUUGUAGCGUAAACAUAUUUUACAUAAUCCUCAACACUUCAGUAGGCAACCAGAGAUGUAACGGUAUAGAAAUAUUUGCAAAAACCACUCAUUCCCCAUACGUUUCACUUGGAAGGGCAAUUUAUGAGACCCAAGGGGUGGCGUUUUGCAACAACCGAAAAUACUCAGGGUCAAACCCACCACCUGGCAUCAGUACCAAUCAUUCCCUACAUUUCUUUAAAAAGGGUUCUCACACGAGUUUCCUCCAAGCUUCUAAAGUGAAAAUUGUCAUUUUCAAAACCGAAAAGUCAGUUCCUUGUAUGGCCUCAGCUGAAAUCUGGGGUGUGCCAUCAAAAUCUUGUUCACAGAAAACUCGAGAAACUGUGCAGAAGUUGUUUCAUCCUAAAAUUCCUAGUUUAGAGUCGAAUAUGCUUGAUAAGGAGGAUAAGGACAGUUUUAACAUUCCAAGAGACUUUAAGGACGAUUUAACGUUUGAACUGAUGUCCAUCCCUUACACGUUGCCUAGUGGAAACACUAUAGACUUGAGCACGUUAGAGAAGCACAAGGAAAGUGAAGUUUCAUUAGGAAGAAAACCGUGCGAUCCGUUCACUGGAGUCAAAUUUACUGAUAAUUCUAAACCAAUUUUAAAUGUGGGUCUUAAGAGUAGGAUCGAUAUGUUCUUGCUUAAAAAUAGCCAUAGAAAAGAAACAUUUCAGCUAAAAAGAAGCUUAGUGGGUUUACAAAAUGAUAAUCAUAAAAAAUUUAGGACGAUGCUCGCUGAACCUGGUUCUAGUUCCGGUCACAGUUGUAGUGCGGAUAAUUUGGACCAGUUAAUAGAAAAGUCUAAGAAAAGUGAUAAUUUUACGUGUUUUACAGGCGAUUCGGGAAAAAGUUGUAGGUGUAUUUGGUGUAAAAAGAAUUUUGAAUAUUUGUAUAAACUACCUUGUGAACAUUUCUAUUGCCGACAAUGUUUAUUAGAUAUGUGUAAAAUUAAUUGUGUUUGUAAGGAAUGUAUGAAACAAUUUGUUAAAAGUGAGGUAAUAAAAGUCGAUUUUUAAUAAAACAUGAGGAUCAGAAUGGCAA
This is a messenger RNA of Anthonomus grandis grandis, 1493 nucleotides long. It is a transcript of the gene Ubox5, whose product is annotated as RING finger protein 37. NCBI's taxonomy places the organism in Eukaryota, Metazoa, Arthropoda, Insecta, Coleoptera, Curculionidae. Bases 263 to 1468 code for a protein of 401 amino acids. Gene Ontology annotation, cellular component: nucleus. The record is from RefSeq and is a predicted model, not a curated record. Gene Ontology annotation, molecular function: ubiquitin-ubiquitin ligase activity; ubiquitin protein ligase binding. Gene Ontology annotation, biological process: protein polyubiquitination. The transcript is spliced from 3 exons.